This is a messenger RNA of Aspergillus caelatus, 1107 nucleotides long. RefSeq names its product putative malic acid transport protein. NCBI's taxonomy places the organism in Eukaryota, Fungi, Ascomycota, Eurotiomycetes, Eurotiales, Aspergillaceae. Bases 1 to 1107 code for a protein of 368 amino acids. The transcript has a single exon. The record is from RefSeq and is a predicted model, not a curated record. Gene Ontology annotation, molecular function: sulfite transmembrane transporter activity. Gene Ontology annotation, biological process: sulfite transmembrane transport; transmembrane transport. Gene Ontology annotation, cellular component: plasma membrane.
AUGCAAGGAUCAAGGAAUAGGAACCAACACAGUGAAGCCGGCAAUAAUACCAUAUGUGCAAAGAAGGGUGGGUGUGGGCAAGCUUCAGGCCAUGCCACAACGGCAACUAGGCCACCGACAUCGUCAUUCGCGCGUGCAUUAUGGAAUUUUUCUUCACAAUGGUUUCUUAUUCCUCAAGGGACCGGCAUCCUAGCUGUGAUCCUUCACCAGCUGGACUAUCAGUUUAGGGGCCUCCCAAUAAUCUCAGUUAUCGUCUGGGUAUACACUAUCGUCUUGCUGGUGAUUGGGUUAUUCCUCUACACGCUCCGAAUACUUCUCUACCGUCGUCACGUCGCUCAUAUGCUAAGAACAAGCAUUAUAGAGACUUCUUGUCUAGCGAGCAUCCCCAUCAUACUUACCACAAUCAUCCAGAUGACUGCCCUAGUACUGGUACGGCAAUGGGGUGCAGCAUGGGGUAUCGUCGCCUACGUUCUAUGGUGGAUCAAUACUGCAAUGGCAGUCGUCGUGGUGAUGGGAAUUCCAUACGUCUUUGUGAAAAUCCAGUCACCAGGUGUUAAGGCGGUCCUACCAGGAGUGCUUCUCCCGCUGAUCUCAACACUCACCUCCGCCGCUGGUGGAGGUGUUAUCUGUCGAUACGGAGCUCUAGGGAGCCGAUUGCAGGUUCCCGUUAUCAUCGUCUCUUUUCUUGAAGUUGGGCUAGGGCUCACGCUAGCAAUCACGUUGACAGAUAUCUUUAUGACAAGGCUCUUCGACCAAAGCUUCCCCGCUGUGGAAGAAAUCUAUCAGGACAUGAUUCUUUGCGGUCCAUUCGGUCAAGCCAGCUUUGCGUUACAGAUUCUCGGACAGGCGGUGUUGCGCGGCGCUUUCGCCGAUUAUGAUCGUGGAACCUUCUUAACGGCUGAGGCUGCUAAGCCCAUUGGGUUCGCUAGCGAACUGGCUGGUCUUCUUGUCUGGGGAUAUGGCACAUUCUGGUGGUGUUUUGCUAUUCUUAGUAUAUCCCAUGCCUUGAUCUCUCGCGUAAGACACCGACAACAGAUUUCCUUCACCUUGGCCACUUGGUCUCUGGUCUUCCCCUGGGUAAGUCUGAAAUACUGCCAGAGCCCUUGA